UUGGGGUGGAUAAAAAAUUGCAUUCCAAAGAGUCCAGUCCGUCCAGGCUCCAACGUCUAGCGUUUGGCCCAUUUGCCGUCCGAAUCCAAACUUCACAUAUUUCUCUCUCUUUUUCACAGGUUAUUUUCUUCCUUCAAUGUAACGCAAAAUUUUGACCCGAAGCUGUUGUCCGUCCCUUUUGUCCAGUGUCAAAUUCUUCCCUCUUGGGGGAACCAAGCCAAACCAAAGAGGAGAGCGUCUGAUUGGGCGAGAGUGAGAGCCAGUGAUGAAGAGGCAGAGGAAUGGGGAAAUCUGGGAUUUCGAGCACGAAAUGCCGGCGGUGGCCGCCAAUCAGACCGCGACAGAGCUAGUGUUGGGAUUGGACGGUGGCACCACCUCGACCGUGUGCGUAUGCAUGCCCCUCAUUCCCUUCUCUCACUCUCUCCCCCCUGACCCUCUCCCUGUUCUCGCUCGCUCCGUCGCCGGCUGCUCCAACCACAACAGCGUCGGCGAAACUGCCGCGAGGGAAACUUUGGAACAAGUUAUGGCAGAUGCAAUUUCAAAGUCAGGUUCAAAUCGAUCUGCAGUUCGGGCCGUUUGUCUAGCUGUAUCUGGUGUUAACCAUCCCUUGGAUCAGCAAAGAAUUUUAGCUUGGCUUAGGGAUAUAUUUCCCAGCCACGUACGACUAUACGUUCAGAAUGAUGCUAUAGCAGCCCUAGCAAGUGGAACUAUGGGAAAGCUUCAUGGAUGUGUUUUAAUUGCUGGCACAGGGACCAUUGCUUAUGGAUUCACAGAAGAGGGCAGGGAAGCUCGGGCUGCUGGUGCAGGACCCAUCUUAGGUGAUUGGGGAAGCGGAUACGGAAUAGCUGCGCAGGCUUUAACUGCGAUCGUAAGGUCUCAUGAUGGUCGUGGUCCACAUACAAUGCUGACAAGUAGUAUCCUACAGACACUCGACCUUUCUUCUGCAGAUGAACUCAUUGGGUGGACCUAUGCAGAUCCAUCAUGGGCUCGCAUUGCAGCACUUGUUCCAGUUGUUGUAUCUUGUGCAGAGGCAGGUGAUGAAGUUGCAAAUAAGAUAUUGGUAGAUUCAGUCCAAGAGUUGGCUUCAAGUGUGAAAGCUGUUGUUCAAAGACUUGGCUUGUGUGGUAAAGAUGGGAAAGAUUCUUUUCCUCUCGUAAUGGUUGGCGGCGUUCUUGAAGCAAACAAGAGGUGGGAUAUAGGAAAGGAAGUCAUAAACUACAUCUCCAAGGACUACCCUGGGGUACAAUCAAUUAGGCCAAAGGUGGAGCCUGCAGUUGGGGCAGCACUGCUAGCUUGGAGUUUCUUGAUGAAAGAAUCUUAUAACGAAGUUUAUAGAAGCUGACCAUUGAUGAUUGGGAAAAGCUCCUUUACUUGUACAGUUGCCGGAACAAGCAAGAGUUGGAAAUGGAAGGGAAGUUAGCAUCGUCAAAUUAUAAAUCAAUACUAGCCGGCCUGCUGCUGGUUGGUUGAUUUUUUGUUUUUUUUUUUAAAAAAAAAAUAAAAAUAAAAAAUUAAUAAUAAUAAUAAUAAUCUUUCUUGUUAAUUUCAGGUGUGUAAUGUCAUAUUCUUGUUGCAAACAAUUAUUGAUGGCUCUAGCAAUGUAAACAAGAUUAUUGGAAUUAUUAUAAAAGCCCAGUGUAUGCUUUGUUUUGUUGUCCCUA
Molecule: messenger RNA, 1661 nt
Organism: Alnus glutinosa
Lineage: Eukaryota; Viridiplantae; Streptophyta; Magnoliopsida; Fagales; Betulaceae
Exons: 7
Coding region: 266-1342 (358 amino acids)
Source: RefSeq, a predicted model, not a curated record